This is a messenger RNA of Planococcus citri (citrus mealybug), 2554 nucleotides long. Its product is annotated as neprilysin-2-like. Bases 303 to 2405 code for a protein of 700 amino acids. The record is from RefSeq and is a predicted model, not a curated record. Lineage: Eukaryota; Metazoa; Arthropoda; Insecta; Hemiptera; Pseudococcidae. Gene Ontology annotation, biological process: protein processing. Gene Ontology annotation, molecular function: metalloendopeptidase activity. The transcript is spliced from 14 exons. Gene Ontology annotation, cellular component: plasma membrane.
UACUUUAGUUGUCCGUUCGGAAAGAACCGCGGCGCGUGUAUUAACUUAAAUAAAUUAUAUUUUUAUUAUUUUCGUCAUUUUGUUUGCCUUCGUCAUCGUUGUCAUUUGUAUAUACUACAGAUGCUGACCCAAGAUCGUAUGUAGUUUUGGUCAGUCAACGGGUUGUGAAUGUUUGCUCGUAAUAUUAAGUUUACACGUAUCUCGGGUCGUGCGAAAUUUUUUCAACUGAUUAACGAAUUUUCACACAUUUGUUGGAUUAUAACGAGAUAUUCAAGUCUUGAAGGUUGUCGGGCCCUUGAAAAAUGUUAAAUUGCAGAAUACUACCGUUAGUCUUUAUUUUAACAUUAACGCCGAUCAUCCGAGGAAGUACGAUACCACGAAGCAUAAAUGACGAACCUAAAAAUGAGAAAAUUUGUCGCACGGAAGGAUGUUUACUGGCGGCUGAGAUUAUAUCGAGCAGCAUGGAUACCAGUGUCGACCCAUGCGAUGACUUCUACAAAUUCGCUUGCGGAGGUUACAUCAUAAAUAACACCAUACCAGCUUUCAACAUGAAAUUCAACUCCUUUUCAAAUAUCACCGAUAUAAUUACCAAUCAAUUGAAAGAGAUAGUUGAAGAGGAGUCGAACGAGACUGAAAUUAGACCUUUUCGAAUGGUGAAACAAUUUUAUAAGGAUUGUUUGAAGGCAGAUAUUAUAACCGGUAGCGCCCUUAAAAUCAUACAGAAAAAAGUGGACUUGUUGGGAGGAUGGCCUCAAACAAACGAAACACUUAAAAUUAAUAAUGCAACUUGGAUAUCGGUGCUGGAACAAUCGAGAAAAAUUGGAUUCAGAUCGAAUUAUAUUCUGUCGUUGUACAUCGACGUUAGUCAUAAGAAUGCCACCAAAAAACAUAUUCAUAUAGAAAAACCAUACUUGAGAACCAAAGUAUACUCGUUACUCGGCAUGCGACCCGAUUACUCUACCAAUACGUAUUUCAAAAUGAUGACGAACAUAGCAAUGAAAUACAAAACACCAUACGCAACAGCCAUCCAAGAACUAACGCCCAUACUUCAAUUUGAAAUCGAAUUAGCUAAAAUUUAUGAGCCAACAUUCACUAAAGCGGAAAGAAUAAAUAAUUCCAUCGUUGUAACGGUCGAAGAAGCUCAAAAACGUUUCCCAUCGAUUGAAUGGUUAAAAACCAUAAACGCUUUGUUAGGAUCGAGUAUAUCUGUAGAGAAAAAUGAGACUAUUGUCAUCAUAUCUCCAAAACUAAUGGACAAAUUACAAAAAUUAUUGGAUCAAACGCCCAAAAAAGUUAUAAUAAAUUACAUCAUAUGGCGACACAUUCAAGAAUCGUUACAUUUCUAUUUCAUCGAUAACGUCCAACCUAAAUGGAAAAAUUGCCUAGCUGUUAUACAAACGAAUUUAGACGCAGCAUUGAGUGCCAUGUACAUAAGACGUCACUUUAAAAAUGGAACCGUUAAGGAAAACAUUUUGGAAAUGGUGCAGACGAUUAGAAAAGAGCAGUAUAACAUUCUAUCCGCAUCGGAUUGGAUCGACAAUGAAACCAGACAAGCAGCUUUAGAGAAAGCUCAAGCCGUAACAGAAAGAGUAGCUUAUCCUGAUGAAUUAUUGGAUGAUGAUAUCCUUACUCGACUUUAUCAAAACCUAAAUUUGGAACCCAAUCAAUAUUACGAUAAUAUACUCAAGAUAUCCGACUUUCGUAUGAAUCUGAUAUUCUCAUCGGUUCGAGAAGCAGUAAAUAAGACUGAUGUGUUAUCCUACAGAUAUUUAUUUUUAGCCAAUGCUUUCAAUGUUUUUGAAGAAAACAGCAUAGAAAUCCCUGCAGUAAUGUUACAAGGUAAAUUCUAUUCUAUUGAUCGACCAAAUUAUAUGAACUAUGGAGCAGUAGGUUUCGUCAUUGGUCACGAAUUAUCACACGCAUUCGAUUCCAAUGGCCAUUAUUACGAUAAACAAGGAAAUUACAUAAAUUGGUGGCAAUCUGAGAUGGAAAAGAAGUACGCCGAUAGAAUAAAAUGUUUCGUCGACCAAUAUAAUAAAUUCAUCGUAGAAGAUACAGGAGAAAAUGUAAACGGUACUCAUACUUUAGCCGAAAAUAUCUCAGACAACGAAGGCGUCCGAACAGCGUAUUUAGCAUACAAGGCAUGGGCACGUGAACAUGGGCCGGAAGAAAAACUGCCCGGAUUGGAUUACACACCUGAACAAAUGUUCUGGAUAAGUGCAGCUAAUUCGUGGUGUGCCAAAUAUACGUUCUUGUAUAUGAUAGAAACGCUAUCUAAAGAUGUUCAUGCCCCAGAUAAAAUACGUAUCUUGGGAGCUUUCGCUAAUCAAGAGGAUUUCGCUAACGAUUUCAAAUGUGCCGUCAACUCUACAAUGAACCCAUUACAAAAAUGUACCCUUUGGUGAUUAUCUUCGGGAUAGAGCGUGUGAUAAUGUGUCUUUACAGCAUUUAAUUUUAAAUUAUUGCCACAAAGAUUGUUUUUGAUCUCAUUUAGUUGUCUUGAAUGUUUGUAUAAGUGUUGAAAAAAAUACUCGAAAUGUUUUCUUUUUUUAAA